CACAGACAAAACUUCACUGGCUUCGUGUUCUUAGCUUCUCGUUUAUUUUUAAAGCUUAGAAAGUACUUUUGCUAGUUGUUUUGAAUCCAUUCUUUUCAAACCUUUAUCCGAAAUGGGGAUUUCUCCCCUGUUUUUGAUGUGCGUUGUAGGCUUGCUGGUGUUGCACCGUGUUGGUGCAUCUCAUUUCAGGGGUGGGAUCAUCACAUGGAGAUCGCUACCCGACAACCCACGAUCGGUUGAGGUCACAUAUCGUCUGGCAUGGAAGAAGGACUUCAUCGAGCAGAACUUUGACGUCUGCACGGCAGAGGCGGUUGAAGACAAGACUGAGCUCUUCAUCGGCAAGAGGCUGUACCUCAAUGAAGAUGUUGUCAUUAAUGAUAUGUCUUAUAUCUGCACUGAUUAUAACGUAGCAGGGGACUAUGCAGCUGGUGUGCAGACUUACAUCAUACCUGUUCCUGAUGGUGUUUUUGCCUUUGAUAUCAGCAUUCAAAGUUGUUGCUGGGUCGCCCUCCAGAAUUAUCCAGUACCCAGGAACUACCAGCUGAACGCUACUGUUGACUUGACUCCAAGAGCCAACCGUGGGAACCAGACCAACUCUUCACCUACAGCCUCUAUCGUACCCGUGCAGUUUGUGCAACAAUCAUGCAACCAUGUCAUACGCAUUCCUGUGAGUGAUCCUGACGGUGACGUGGUGAGGUGCAGAUUUGCCGACCCUUCUCGCAACGAGUGUUUCAAAGUCUGCGGUGCAUUGGAAGCCUCCAACCUUGAGAGCUCCGAGACAGAGUGUACAUUGACCUACAAUGGGCCGAAUCAAGUUGGAUGGUACGGAGUCACCAUCAUGAUCGAAGAUUUCAAUCGUAGGAGGCCCAACCGCCCUCUAAGUAGGGUGCCUCUUCACUUCCUGAUCAAAGUGACGGCAAGCGAUGAAAACUGCCACCGACCUGGUUUCGUCAAUCCAACCCCUGAUAAUGGAGAGUGUUUACCUGCGGCAGUCGAUCAACCUAAGACGAUUCGUCUCGCUGCAAGGAGUGAAAACUCCCAGUAUGUCAUCACAGGCAUAUCUACUUUCGGACUUCCUCUGGGCAUGGAAGUAACACCCCUGACCUCUGACCCAGCCGACCCCAUGACCUUUUAUGUUGACCUCCAGUGGACUCCGCCUCAGUCUCAGAGAGGACCUCAUCACAUCUGCUUCUCAGCGUUUGACCAAAAAGACGAUCAUGAGUUUGCUUCAGAUCAAGUUUGCAUAACAGUCCAUGUGGGGGCUCUUGCUACACACCCUGUGCCAGAGCUUUCCAGACCACAUGAAGGAGAAGAAAUGGUUUCCAUCUUCAAUGAAGAGUGGGAGAUACAGUUUGAUUCCUCGAUAACACAACACGCAACAAGCGAGGGGGCUAUAGUCUCAAUCAUUAAAGUUGAAGGGAACGAGCCAGUCCACACGGUCAAUCUCGCCGAUGAGACUAAUGUCCAAUUCCCACUCGACGAACCUAAUAAAGUCCUCUUUACAACUCUGGGCUUGGUUCUUGAAGGAAGUACUGAGUAUAUGAUUCGUGUGCACGAGGGCGCUGUUCUAAGUGCAGUGGGAUGCAAGUCUGUUUCUGCCAGUCACGAGUGGCAUUUCACAACUGGAAGAGAUUUGGUACUCGCUGCAUCUCGUCUCCCUCCUCAAGAAGUCAGGAGGCAUACCGUGGAGCCAGAGUGUUUUGCUGGCUACAUGGCCAUCUAUGUGUCUAAAUCUUGGUUAUCAUCGGUCAGCUCUCUGGUGGACCCUGCAGGGAUGCAUCUCAACGAGCCGUCAUGCAUUGGAGAGGAUUUCAACGAAACGCACUUCGUCUUGGGUGCUUCGCACGACAUGUGUGGUACUGUUGUCACAUCGGAAACAGAAGACAUUCAGGUAGUGGAAAACAUUGUGUACAUCCCACCACAGCCAGACAGCAUCGGCUCUUCAGUCACCAGAGAUAAGAACAUCGAAGUCCACGUUGAGUGCCGUCUAACAGGUUCACGGCUAGCUCAUGUUCAGUUCGAUCCUAACGUAACCACGAUCAUCUACCAUGAAGUCGGUUAUGGGACGUUCAACUUCCAGAUGCGAAUGUACGAGGACAGCGCAUUCCAGAGGAAGUUCAAACCCAUUAACUUUCCCAUCGACGUGGACCAAAGCCAGAGGUUGUACUUUGAAGCGAAGGUGGUGACGAACGAAGACUUGUCAAUGUUUCUGGAUUCAUGUCGAGCGACCCCAACGGCUAACCCCAGAGAUCCAACAAAGUACAUCUUCAUUAAUAAAGGAUGCAAAGUGGAUGACACAGUGGAGUUCCAUUCCCAUCCUAGUAGUCUGCGACAGAGAUUCUCUAUCGAGGCCUUUGCAUUCCUAGGAGAGAACCUCCAUGGAUCGGUAUUUAUUCACUGUGACAUAGCGACGUGUCACGCGGUCGACCUUCAAUCUCCAUGCGCAAGGGGCUGUCAAGACUCGUCUGUCAUUUCAAGGAGGGAUGUAUCCCAGUCUGGUUCAUCUUCCAAGGCCUACCCAAACACAGACGGACCCAUACGGAUCAGGACCGGGGAUAAAGUGCCUUGGAACCCAAUCUCAGCCUCUAGAGACUACUUCAACUUCUCCUAUGUGGAGUUACCGAUGCUGACGGCCACCGUCAUUCUACUGUUUGUCAUCUUGAUCGUCUUAGUACGAGCUCUCAAAGCGAUGAGGCGGCACAAGAAAGACUCGCCCUCCUACCCUCAUCGCGUGGAUCGACUCAAGCUACCGUCUAUCAGGAUACCUGAUGAGUAACUAUCUAUGGCAUGUGAUCUCUGCGUCAGUGCGCUUUAGCUUUACGUUUUUCUCUUUAAAAGGGAACUUUUUAUUGAGCACAAUGGCUGGACCACACUAUGCUGCAUGCUUUGAUUGUUCAGUCAAUCUAAUGUGUGGCAACUGAUGAACACUUUUAUUAGUUUGAAUUAGUUGCUUUAUUUAUGAAUGUUUUAUGUUUUGACCGCUCUAAGGUUUAACGGCAGUGGACACUAUUGGUAA
Messenger RNA from Asterias rubens (European starfish), 3016 nucleotides. RefSeq lists its product as uncharacterized. The transcript is spliced from 15 exons. The coding region runs from base 113 to 2776 and encodes 887 amino acids. Lineage: Eukaryota; Metazoa; Echinodermata; Asteroidea; Forcipulatida; Asteriidae. The record is from RefSeq and is a predicted model, not a curated record.